Messenger RNA from Perca flavescens (yellow perch), 3553 nucleotides. It is a transcript of the gene irak1, whose product is annotated as interleukin-1 receptor-associated kinase 1. Gene Ontology annotation, molecular function: protein kinase activity; ATP binding. Gene Ontology annotation, cellular component: plasma membrane. Gene Ontology annotation, biological process: protein phosphorylation. NCBI's taxonomy places the organism in Eukaryota, Metazoa, Chordata, Actinopteri, Perciformes, Percidae. The record is from RefSeq and is a predicted model, not a curated record.
UUACUGCAGUGAAUUUAAAUGGCUUGAACACAUAGUGCGCGGAAGAAACAGAGGAGCUAAACUUUGAGGAUUUUUAGAAGAGUUUUCAAAGUUUUAUAACUUGUUUGUCGCUGAUGUGACAGAGACAUCCGGGUCCCGGUGUGAGCACUCCCACCUCCGGCUGCCGGGUCGCUGUUAGCCGUUAGCUUCAGAGUAAGACGUAACGUCAACGGUUAGUUUCAAUUAAAAACAUGUCGUCAGGAGACCUGAGAGGUCCGUUUCUCUACAACCUGCCGCCGUCCGUCCUCUGGGAGUUCUGCCGGAUAAUGGACGGACUGUCGGACCUGGACUGGACCCGCUUUGCCUCGGAGGUCCUCGGGGAUCAGAUCGCCGUGCGAUUGGCCGAGAGGAGGGAGAGGCGGACCGAUUGGGUGAUGAACCAAUGGGAAACCAGGAACGGUCGAGUCGGGGAGCUGAUCGACCUGUUGGAGUGUUUGCAGCUGCUCCGCCCCCGUGAUGUCAUCCUGGGCUGGGUGUCCAGUCUGAAGCCUUCCUCCUCUCCUUCUCCUUCCCUGCCACCUCCACCUCCUACUCCUCCUACUGUGCCUCCUUCUCCUGACCCCUCUGAUCACACCCGCAGACUGAGCACGACAGUAGAUAAAGGAGGAGGAAGAACGCUCCCUCGACCGGCCCCCCCCCCAGAUCUGAAGUCUGACCUCCACCAACCCCCCGAGGCCCCCCCGGUGGUGGCGAGCGGUAGCGGUGUGAUGUGCUGGUCGUAUGAAGAGGUGCAUGCUGGGACGGCAGGGUUCAGCCCCUCCCUGCAGGUGGGGGAGGGGGGGUUUGGAGUCGUGUACCGGGCAACUCUGAGGAAAACCGACUGUGCUGUCAAGAGACUCAAACAGGACUGUGUGCUGGACCUGACUCUGCUGAAGGAGAGCUUUCAGGCGGAGGUGGACCAGCUGUCAAAGUUCAGACACCCUAACAUCGUGGAUCUGUUGGGUUUCUGUUUCUGUGAAGAAGAAGAAGGAUCGGUGUGUCUCAUCUACAGCUACAUGGAGAACAGAUCUCUGGAGGACCAGCUACACAACGAGUGUGUGUCUCUCUCCUGGUCCCAGAGACUCUGUGUUGUAGAAGGAGCAUCAGCAGCGCUGCAGUUCCUCCACUCCCCCCCCGACGGACACAGAGCGCUCAUCCACGGAGACGUCAAGAGUUCAAACAUCCUGUUGGACCGCCACCUUGUGGCGAAGCUGGCGGACUUCGGUCUGGCUCGGUUCGCGUCCCGCGGCGCGCCGGGACGCACGGCGACUCAGACGGCGUCCGUCGGUCAAACGGCGACGGUCAGAGGAACGCUGGCGUACCUGCCCGAGGAAUACGUGAGGAACGGCGAGCUGGGGACAGCUUUGGACGUCUACAGCUUCGGAGUGGUGUUGUUGGAGGUCCUGACGGGUCGUCGAGCUCUGGAGAAAGACGGGAAGUCUAGAGAGAGAUACCUGAAGGACCUGGUGGACGAGAUUGAGGACAGUCCUGGUCCGUCAGCAGCAGCCUGGAGGAAACAGCUGGACCACCGGCUGAUCACAGGGGGCGCUGCGGAGCCGGCCGGCUACAUGGAGGUGGUGGCUCUGGCCCGCAGGUGUCUGGACAAGAAGAGGAAGAAGAGGCCGGCCAUGACCGAGGUCAGAGAGAGAGAGAGAGAUGUUCAUAUUAUAGUGUAUCAAACUGGUAGCUCUUCGUGUUUGACAAACUUCGGGACGUCAGCGCCAGAGCGAGGAAGACGGGCUCCCCCUCCCCUUCCCCUCCCCCCCAGACCCCCGCCCCUGGACUCCAGCGUGGGACGCCUGUCCGACCAGCUGUCCAAACUGGGCCCCCUGGAGGACACCUACCAGGCCGCCUCGUCCUCUCAGGGCUCCUCGUCUUUCUGCUUCCUAACCCCUCCUGACCCGCUGCACUCCUCCUCCUCCUUCCCCCCCUCAUCUUCCUCCUCUUCUUCUUCCUCCUCUUUCGCCGGUCCGUGUGAAACCGACGAGAGUCGAGGCUUCUCCCAGUACGACCUUCGCUCCCCGUUCAGAUCCAACGGGACCACCAGCUCCGGGUCUCUGUCUUCAUCCGCCAGAGAGCGCUGUCCCCGUCCCGCCCGGCCCACUGAGUCCCCAUCGAGCCAGCCUUCUGUCCCCACUGAGGACCAGUACAACUUCCCUCCACAGCCCAGCGGGGACAGGCCAGGGCCAGGAGCCGGGGCCGGAGCCUGGGCCCCCCUGAGACCAGAAACUAAAGAGCAGAGCACAGCCGGGAUCUAUGGCGUCCCAGAAUGCUUCUCUCCCGCGGGGCCCUUGCAGUCUGCGUCCCCGGAGCCCUCAGUCCACAUGAAUCCCAGUAAGCAGCGUCUCCUGCAGAAGAAAACUCUGUACGAGGAGGGAAAGAUCCAAACUCCCGAGCUGCUGUCGUCCGAUGACCUCUACGGAGGGAGGAGCUCUGACCGAGGACCGGAGGAGAGCGACGAGCUGGAUUUCCUUCCUGCGCAACACGACUGACUCCGCGAGCGUUGUGAACUGUUUCAGAGUCAGACUCCCCUCACGCAGCCCCGUGAAGAAGGUUCAACUUCUCCCCCCUCCCCUGGGUCAAGAUGAGGCACAGGUGCUACCAUCCUGAUCACACGCACACACUUUGUGCGUCCGUACCGUGAACUUCAACUGGCUCAAGCAAACACUUUUCACAAGCGAUGUAUUUUAGGGGACCACUAAAGUAACAUCUCAGUAGCCUACUUUGUUAUUUUUUUUUUUUAUUUUAGGUACCUGUAAUAAUCAGAUGAUGUCUGCACUGUUUCACAUUCUGAGCUAAAAAAAAUUGCACUGAUGAGAUGUAACGUUAUUUUAGGGAACCAUCGGUGGGUGGGAUCACAGGGUGCCUCACGGUACGAUACCCGGCUCACGAUACCGAUAAUAUCACGAUACAGCAAUACUGUGAUCAAUCAAUACAUCACUAGACAGUCCUAUCACGAUAUCGCUCCAAUUAUGAAUACUAACAUGAAAAGGUUAAAGGUGCUGCAGGGUUAGGGUUGAGAAGAUCCAGGACUUAGCCAAAAAUAUUUUAACAUCGACAACUUCUCAGUCCCCACCCCAUUUCCGCUAAAGCCCAAAAUGGUCCUCCUAAGCCCCUCCUCCCACAAGGGAGAAUGAAUGCGUGUGCAUGAGCAGUAAUUGACACGCAGUUAAGACACCCCCACUGGCCCUGAUUGGUGCAUCUGAACAGGGAGAGGUGGAUUUUUGCAAAUCCCACUCAAGGCUGUAGGUGGAGCCAGAGAAGCUGGAUUUACUUUUUAAUGACCAGCUUCAUGUAGUUCUACUGGAACAUAGGGUCAGUUUCAGCUAAUAUGACAGAAUGGUAGUUUUAUAAGUCUUACCUACAGCACCUUUUUAAGUGCAGGUUUUCUCUCUUUAUUCACUGCAAGUCCAAACUGUUACCUUAUCUUCCACCGGGCGCGCCUGCGCGGGACAGCGGGAGCAUCCUGUUAGUUUCAGGCCAAUCACAUCACGGUGGGCGGGGCUUAGGUCUUCUGGAAGACUUGGAGUUCAGC